Molecule: messenger RNA, 621 nt
Organism: Parnassius apollo (apollo)
Lineage: Eukaryota; Metazoa; Arthropoda; Insecta; Lepidoptera; Papilionidae
Source: the annotation of a GenBank genome assembly
AUGUGGCGGCGAGUUGUGUGGCAGGUGGCCAUGUUACUCCUCGUCUCCGGUAGCUCGGAUGUGAGGUACUACGCGCAGAAGCGACCCUAUACGUCCACGCCUCAGGUCGAGUGCUUUGAUUAUAUGGAAUGGGGACCGGGCAGAUACAACCGCGGUGUGCCCGGAGGUGCGGUUCAGCACAGCAGGUCGCCUGGUACGCUAUUAGACGGUACAACUUACUCCUCACCGUCGUUUGUGAGACAUCACUUAUUCUCCCGGCGAGUGGACUUGUUGCCUUCCGGAGUCGAGGACGUGGUGAAGGAGCACGCGAAGUUAGUUCAGGAUAUUAACAGCAUGAAGCAACCUCUGUAUGUGGCGCCAAUGGUGGACAGAAGUAAAGACUACGAUGAGUCUAUUUAUCUGGAGGCUAUAGAAACAACCACAACACCGAGGCCGACAACUACUUCGAAGAUAUUCCCAACCAGAUCAAAGAAACCAGGUUCCUCCAUUCCUGUUAUCCUCGUGGGUGGAGCAAGUCAGCGUACUGUACUCAAAAGUCCACCAUUUAAAUAUAAUAAAACAUUAGCUAAGAAAUCUCUCAAAUACUUCACUUCUUUCGUGAGUGACGUUGCGCCGCGUUGA